Messenger RNA from Myotis brandtii (Brandt's bat), 2168 nucleotides. RefSeq names its product NLR family, pyrin domain containing 5 (gene NLRP5). The transcript is spliced from 5 exons. Lineage: Eukaryota; Metazoa; Chordata; Mammalia; Chiroptera; Vespertilionidae. The annotation marks the transcript as partial. Gene Ontology annotation, cellular component: subcortical maternal complex; mitochondrion; cytosol. Gene Ontology annotation, biological process: regulation of inflammatory response. The record is from RefSeq and is a predicted model, not a curated record.
AUGGGAGAAGCCAAUGUGUCCCCCUUUUCCGACUGUGGACUGCGCUGGUGUCUCCAGCAGCUGGACAAGGAAGAGUUCCACACGUUCAAGGAGUUGCUGAUGGGAAGCGCUUCGGGGCUGGUCCCGGGCUCCUUCCCGUGGAUGGAGGUGGCUGGGGCAGAUGCGCAGCACCUGGCCUUCCUCCUGCAUGAGCACUGCCGGGCUCUGGUGGUCUGGAGCAUGGCCAUGGACAUCUUUCUCGAGAUGAACCUGCCAGUGCUCUCUCAGAAGGCGAAGGAGGAGAUGGAAAAAUGUUCACUGGCUGAAAUACUACAAGAUUUUACACCCCCGAAGACUGACCAAGGAACAAGCAUGGGCCAGCCUUCAGACCAGCAGGGCUUCCGGCCACUCACCGUGGUCCUGCACGGAACACCGGGGGUCGGGAAGUCGGCUCUGGCCAGAAGAAUCCUGCUGCACUGGGCCCGUGGGGAGCUCUACCCGGGUGUGUUCUCCUACGUCUUCUUCCUCGAUGCCCGAGACAUACCAUGGAGGAGGAGAAGCAGUUUCACGGAGUUAAUUUCCAGGGAGUGGCCAGACUCUGAGGUCCCCGUGGCAAACAUCAUGUCCCAACCAGACAGGCUCUUGUUUGUGGUCGACGGUUUUGACGACCUGGAUGUUGCCUCCGAAAAUGCUGACCUGAACGUCUGUGACAACUGGACAGAGAAGCGGCCUGUGGCCGACCUGAUGUGCAGUCUGCUGAAGAAGGCCCUGCUGCCCGAGUCCUCUCUGAUCGUCACCGUCAGAGACGAGAGCCUGGAAAAGCUCUGCUCGAUGCUCGUCUCUCCCCGCUACCUCUUCAUUGAAGGAAUCUCGAUGGAGAAAAGGAUCCAGGUGUUCCUCAAGCACGUCAAGAACGAGGACCAGAAAACGCAGGUCCUGCACUCGGUGCUGGACAACCACGUGCUGAUUGAUAGGUGCCAGGUGUCCGUCACGUGGUGGCUGCUCUGCCGGGCUCUUGAGCUACAGACGUCCUCAGGGAAGGGCCUGCCCCCUACCUGCCAGGUCCUCACGGGCUUGUACGUCACCUUCGUGGUCCAUCAGCUCGCCCCUCGAGAUGGCCCGGGAUGCUGCCUCAGUCCGGACGAACGAGUGGUGCUGAAGGGCCUGUGCCGGAUGGCCGUGCAGGGCAUGUGGGCCAGGAAGUUCGUGUUCUACAGCGAUGACCUGGGCAUUCACGGACUGACGGAGCCGGAGCUCUCCGUGCUGUUUCACAAGUACAUCCUCCUGCGGGACAGCCAGGGGGAGCGGUGCUUCACGUUCCUGCACCCGAGCCUGCAGGAGUUCUACGCGGCCCUGUACUACGUCCUGGAAGGCCUGGAAGCCGAGUGGGAGCCCCACGCUCUGUGCAUUGAGAAUUCCAAGAGUCUGAAGGAGCUCAAGCAGGUCAGCUUCAACGUCCACGUGCUGCAGAUGAAACGUUUCUUGUUUGGCUUCAUGAACAAAGAGGUGGUGCGGGCCCUGGAGGACCUGCUGGGGUGUCCCAUGGCCCUGGUGGUGAGGCGGGUGCUGCUCCAGUGGGUCUCCCUGUUGGGUCAGCAGGCCGCCACCACCUCCCCGCUGGACUUCCUGGACUCCUUCUACUGUCUCUUCGAGACCCAAGACGAAGAGUUUGUCCGUUUGGCGUUGAGCGGCUUCCGGGAAGUGAGGCUGACGGUGAACCGGCCCAUGGACCUGAACGUGUCCUCCUUCUGCCUCCAGCACUGCCGGCGCCUUCGGGAAAUUCAGAUGGAUGUCAGGGAGAUCUUCCCCGAAGAUGAGGCCACCGAGGCGUGGCCCGUCGUUCCGCAAGGGCUGCAGACCAAGCCCCUGGUCAUCGAGUGGUGGGAGAACCUCUGCUCCGUGCUCAGCACCCACCCCAGCCUGCAACAGCUGGACCUCGCGGGCAGCAUCCUGAGCGAGUGGGCCAUGAGGACCCUGUGCGUCAAGCUGAGGCAGCCAACCUGCAAAAUCCAGAAGCUGAUAUUUAAAGGCACACAGAUCACCCUGGGUCUGCCUCAUCUCUGGAAGACGCUGAUCGUCAACCAUAACAUUAAACACCUGAACUUGGACAACAUUCACCUGCAAGAGGAAGACAUCGGGGUCUUGCACGAAGCCUUAAAGCACCCCCACUGCUUGUUGGAGUCUUUGAG